AUGGAGCAAGCAAAGUCGCUGCAGCAACGGAUACAAGAAUUUGAAUGCCGAAUACGUCGAUGGAAACAAGUGAGAUUUGCUCCCUUAACGAGACAUAUUUUCGCCUCUCGUAGAUCAUCAAGCGUCGAACCACGUGUAGCACAAAUUUCUAAAGUUUUUCCUAACUCAAGUUGCUCAUUUCCGCCUCAAACUAGUCCACUUCCUAGAAGAAAUAUGGGAGAUGGUGCACUUCGCCCAAAUCUUUCAGAAUUACCAACCAACAUAUUCCCACCUUCAGCUCCUAGUGCUGCUGACGAUGGGCUAAGCAAGCGUCUAGCAGACAUCAAAAGAUUAUCUGGUCGUAUAACCAUCAUGAAUACAGUGUACGAUACAACAAAAGAAAGUUUGAAAAGGAUGGGAGAGCUGGGUUCUGGCACUUGUGGUGUUGUGUAUAGAGCUCGGUUUGAGCAAACAGGAACAAUUAUGGCUGUUAAGCAAAUGGCUAUGACAUCAGUCGCGGAAGAAAAUAAACGUGUUUUGAUGGACUUGGAAGUGGUACUCCGUUCACACGAUUGUCCGCAUAUUGUACGAUGCUAUGGAUGUUUCAUUACUGAUUUUGAAGUGUUAAUUUGUAUGGAAUUGAUGGCAACAUGUCUAGACAAACUCUCGAAACGAGUAAAAGGCGGCUUCCCAGAAGUUAUUCUUGGAAAAAUGGCCGUCUCAAUUAUAAAAGCUUUGGAUUAUCUCAAGGUUUCUCAGCUAAAUUAUCGUGCCAACGAUUUACAGAAUAUAAUUCAUCGAGACGUAAAACCAUCGAAUAUAUUGCUUGAUUUGAAUGGAACAGUAAAACUUUGUGACUUUGGAAUAGCUGGGCGUUUAGUUGAUUCCAUGGCUCGAACUGGAACAGUUGGUUGUUCUGCCUAUAUGUCGCCUGAACGUCUGGAAGCACAAAAAAAGUAUGACGUUCGAGCUGAUGUGUGGAGUGUUGGAAUUUCUUUGGUGGAAUUAGCUAAAGGUGAAUAUCCUUAUCGUGGUUGUAAAACUGAAUUUGAAGUGUUGUCAAGAAUUGUUUACGAGCCAGCACCGACAUUACAGCCUGAAGAAGGGUUUUCUCCGGUGUUUUGCGAUUUUGUUCGUCUUUGCCUUACCAAGGACUAUCACGUGCGACCAAAGUAUAAAGAACUUUUGGUAAAUCUCUUGAAAAUUUUGUAUCACUCUUUCUUAUUGUUAAAUUUAAUGCAAAUGCAGAGGAAAAUUACUAAUAUAAAACUUUUCGGCUUAUUUCUCUCAAAUUUUCGUAAGAAUAUUAUAAUUCUACUAAAUGGUCUGUGUAAACAGUAA
Molecule: messenger RNA, 1320 nt
Organism: Thelazia callipaeda (thelaziosis nematode)
Lineage: Eukaryota; Metazoa; Nematoda; Chromadorea; Rhabditida; Thelaziidae
Source: the annotation of a GenBank genome assembly